Molecule: messenger RNA, 1012 nt
Organism: Colletes gigas
Lineage: Eukaryota; Metazoa; Arthropoda; Insecta; Hymenoptera; Colletidae
Gene: Osi23
Exons: 4
Coding region: 230-1012 (260 amino acids)
Source: RefSeq, a predicted model, not a curated record
AGGUUUAGAAUUGGUCGAUGAUUGCAUAGUAAGGUUGCUGGAGCAUAAAAAGCGCCGCCUUUUGACCGCUACCUUUGUUGCCGUUCGAUGAGUCGUAAUGACUGUUUAACCGGUAUGUUAGCCUAUUUCCUGGAAGUAUAAAUCUUGAUAUAGCGAGGGUGGAUCGUGUACAGUGCGUCGUGAGCAAACUAGGAGAAGACAUCUCCCGUCGGUGUGUUCGCAUAUCGAGAUGCAUCCACGUGCAUUGUACGUGUUUGCAAUCGUGGUUCACGCGACCAGAAGCGUCGAAUGCGAAGAUAAAGUAAGAUGGUAUUCCGGUUUGCGGACUGUGCUGAAGAAUUGUCCACCAGAGUCCUGGAAUAUGGAUCCUGGCCAAGACGAGUUUUUCGAGACGUUUAGGAGGUGCGUGCAAGACCGAGCUUUGGCAGCUUUCGACUCGCUACUGGAUGACGACGUUAUCCCAGUUUUCGAUGGACUGGACCUCGUUCGAUUUCACGAGAGCAGAAUUAAUUAUACGAAUAGGGAGCCCGGAGGAGACGAAACGAACAACUGGACCGCAAUAAUUGUGAAACGACUAUUGCGAGUUUUGCGCACUCACGUAUUCAAGGUCGACGUGGAUCAUCUGACCAACAAUAUCCCUUCUCCAGGAAACGACUCGAAAACGGAAGUAGAGAAUAAUAUAUUCGAAGGUCGCAGACGACGCCUCAGACGAAGACAUCAGCACAUGAUGCCCUUAAUGUUGAUGGGGUUUCUGUUAAUGGGUUCGAUUUUCAUUCCCAUGGGCUUCCAAUUCCUGGCAGUGCUCGGUGGAAAAGCUUUGCUUCUAGCAAAAAUGGCUCUGAUUCUCUCUAGCAUACAAGGAUUGAAAAAAAUAGCCACCAAUGGUGUAAAUUACGGAUUAUACCACGCUCCAGUCGCAGAUCACGGUUGGCACGAGAGGAGCCACAUAGAACCAUCCUCGCCUCACUUGGAUCUACAAUUUCCACCACACCCGCCAUUUCUUCGACCCUAA